Aspergillus versicolor CBS 583.65 is the source of this 789-nucleotide messenger RNA. RefSeq lists its product as uncharacterized. Lineage: Eukaryota; Fungi; Ascomycota; Eurotiomycetes; Eurotiales; Aspergillaceae. The record is from RefSeq and is a predicted model, not a curated record. The transcript has 3 exons. The coding region runs from base 1 to 738 and encodes 245 amino acids.
AUGGCCAUUCCUUCGCUCGGAGACGUCGAAAGGACCGCCUAUGACACGAUCCGGCGGAUUGUGGCGAUCCCAGAGUUGGCGGAAUCCAGUCUACUACUUGUCGGACGAUUGGCUGCUGCCCAACUUGUCCUCAAUGUCGAAUGCCAGGAUAUUUCGAUCCUUAUAUCGCCUCCAAAAAGCCUUUGCGACACCCUCUCCGGCGUUGAGAGUGUCCGCGAGAAGGUCGUCACGAAGCUUUCCGAAACAUAUCCCAACUUAUACUCGCCGAUAUCUCAUAAUCUGCUGCGGGCAAAUCAGGGCAUACUGGUGUCAUUCAUGGUGAUGCGGCAUUUCCCCUGGUUGGAAAGGUCGAGGCUUGUCGAUGCCAGAUCCAUUACCGACACCGCCCACCUCCCCUUCCUUUCACCAGAGGAUAUCAUAACGGAAGCUGUGUUCAGGGCCCCCACUUUACCCUCCGGCUCUCUGGAAGCCAGAGUUCAGCACGCACUGGGCAUUGCGCUCCGCUUUUCGAAGCAGGGAAGGCGACUGGCUUAUUCGCGGGCUCAAUUGUCGAUUCUUGAAAAUUCCAUAGCAACAUUCAGUAUUCUUGCAGGGGGUGGUGAGAUUUGGUGGCGAGAAACUCUGUCAGUCCCAGAACCACGUUCCGACUGGUCUUUGACGUCCAUCCGAUCCGGAGUUCUCGUUGGCGCUGUGAUCGGACUCGCCAUUGAAAGGCUGGUAUGCGCAUUGCGAUACUGAGUUUCACAUCGCGUUCCGAGGCGGUUCCCUCAUAGCUGACUGGGCGAGGGU